This is a messenger RNA of Naumovozyma castellii, 1695 nucleotides long. RefSeq names its product Tda7p (gene TDA7). Bases 1 to 1695 code for a protein of 564 amino acids. The record is from RefSeq and is a predicted model, not a curated record. The transcript has a single exon. Lineage: Eukaryota; Fungi; Ascomycota; Saccharomycetes; Saccharomycetales; Saccharomycetaceae.
AUGAUUACAAACAUGAAUCUAAACGGGACUUUUGGUUACAGUUCAGCGGAGUUUGAUCAGUUUUCUCAUUUUUCAGAUAUAAGUUCUACAUACCCAACGACCCCUCAAUAUUAUUCCACUGUCCUGUCUAGUGGAAAAUCAGUAGAAAAUCAUUCAUCUAUAUUCUCAGUGGUACAGCCAACGACAACAUCUUUGCCAUCUCUAAGUUCGUUUACCAAUGCAGUAUCAUCUGGGAGUGCUGCACAUAGUUUCAAUGAUGUUAGUUCUUCACAGCAAUAUCAAGAAACUUCAUCUUUAAGUAACUUAAAUGGAGAUAUGGGCUCAUCUUUAUUGUCCACGGUUAAUAAUUCACCUUUAUCCAGUCAUUUUUCACAACAAACAUUAUCCUCAACUCAACUCCAAACAAGCUCAACCACAGCCUUAGUCGAGUCCCUUAAUUUACCUAGAGAAGAAUCCUCAAUGGUAGGAGUAGUUAGUUCAACUAGGAUGGCUAACUCACUGUUUGAUACAAGUUCAACAAACUUUGAAAUGCUGUCUACAUUAAACAAUACAUUUAUUACCUCACAAAUGACAAUUCCCGUAUUACAAACUCCAUCGUUAACUUAUCUUUCUCCUUCCCCUUCAUUAAGCUCAACAGUGAAAGCAACAGUGCACAAUUAUACUUUCUCAAGUGAAGUAACGACCAGUUCAACGAAACUUUCUUCGUACAGGUCAACAACUGCCGCCUCAACCGUUCCGCUUAAUGUAACAACAAUAGAUUCGACGGUGGAAAGACCAACCAUGUCACCACACUCAGUCACUAAAAUUACUAACACCACCUCUUCAUUGUCUACAGGGGGCUCCAUUUCAUCUUCAUCGGUUGAAGAAAAAAAGUCAUCGAGAGCAAGCACUAGUUUUGUCAGUACCACUUAUUCAACUUCGACAAUCUUCCCUUCUUCAACUGAAUCCCAAAUUUACAAUACCAGCCUUACCACUUCAAGGGUCUUACGAACUCGGGACCCGGUGGCCGUUGUCUAUACACAGACAUAUGAAUUUACUGAUAGCAGGACUUCAUUCCUCACUGGGAUUGUAACGACCGCAACAAUCACGGGGGACGCCACAUCCACUUUCGACAUUUCCACGCCCACUAUAACAAAGGACACCAAAUUGUAUCAGAAUUGGCUUAAUGGUGGGUCAUUGGACAAUACGGGGGAACCCAGUGCUUCUCAUUCGAGGAUUACAAACAAAGGAGCGAUCAUUGGGGGUGUCAUUGGAGGUGUAUGUGGUAUUCUAAUUUGUUCCCUUCUCGUCUGGUUUGUUUUUAAGAGGAGAAGGAGAGGGAGGGGGGAAAGAGAAAGUUGCCUCAAGGGUAGUGACGUUGAGGGAAGGUUCAAUACUGGAUCAUUUUCCGGAGGUCACAGGUAUUACACGGGGAAGAAUGAUUCUUCCAUGGAUAGUAAUCCCUUUAGACAAGAAUUUAAUUUCAAUAAACCAGUGGUGCCACCUCCUAGGAACGGUGGGGUGCGAGCAUCAACUUUGCCUCAUGAUAAUAGGUUUUCCCUUAAUUCGUCAUUGACAGGAUCGUCAAUAGGGUCCACCAUAAAUAGUGGUUCAUAUUCCUCCAUGUCGUCGAAUUCUAUACGGCUUGGGUCAGAUUUUGAAGAUAAUAGGAACAGUGCACAAUUGGCGAAUGGAUUUUUAAGAGAGAUAAUAUAG